Penicilliopsis zonata CBS 506.65 is the source of this 1979-nucleotide messenger RNA. RefSeq lists its product as hypothetical. Lineage: Eukaryota; Fungi; Ascomycota; Eurotiomycetes; Eurotiales; Aspergillaceae. Gene Ontology annotation, biological process: mRNA splicing, via spliceosome. The coding region runs from base 171 to 1844 and encodes 557 amino acids. The record is from RefSeq and is a predicted model, not a curated record. Gene Ontology annotation, cellular component: U2-type spliceosomal complex; nucleus; catalytic step 2 spliceosome. The transcript is spliced from 2 exons.
UUUAACUACUUCAUACUCAUGAGCUUCUGAUCUGAGGCUGGGUUACGCAGGUGACGACUAGCUAUAGGCUAUUUAUAUUCACUCUGAACUUUGAAGAGAAAGCCUAUACUCUCAUAUUUCUAUUCUCAAACCUUUGCUUGGUCCUCUGGAGCUGAAACCAUAAAACCAUAAUGAAGCCGAGUAAAAAUCAGCUUAGAAGGGCUAAGAAGAAAGCGCAAAAACUCGAGGCCAAGUCAAAUGAAGUUGAGGAACGCUCCUCGGCGAGCAGUGUACCCCCUGUCAAAACCCCGGGUGUUGUACAAUCGAAUAGUGAUGUCGACGUCCCAGCCAAUCUCGAGGAUCCGCUCUGGGAUAUUUACCAGAAUGUACUCUCCAAAUUUCAGGAAGUUGACGCGGAAACUGAAAAAGUAGAUGAGACCGAGAAACCUCAAAUCUUCUUCGAUGAUGACAACGAGAUUCCGGAUGAAGAGGACGAGGGCAAACCGAGAUUGUCGAAAAAGAAGAGAAAGGAGCUGAACAAACUAUCCGUCGCUGAACUGAAAGCAAUCGUACGAAAACCGGAAAUCGUCGAAUGGACCGAUACAUCUGCACCAGACCCUAGGCUUCUUGUUCAUAUCAAGGCUCAUCGAAACGUGGUUCCGGUUCCGUCUCAUUGGUCUUUGAAACGCGAAUACUUAUCCUCGAAGAGGGGUGUUGAAAAGCCUCCAUUUUCCCUGCCCAAAUUUAUUAAGGAUACUGGCAUCUCGGAGAUGCGUGAUGCUGUUCUAGAGAAACAGGAGCAGGCCACGUUGAAGCAAAAGCAAAGAGAGAGAGUUCAGCCUAAGAUGGGCCGGCUGGAUAUAGACUAUCAGAAGUUAUACGAGGCAUUCUUUCGGUUUCAAUCGAAACCAGAGCUUACUCGCUACGGAGAGGUGUAUUACGAGGGUAAGGAGUAUGAAACUAAUCUCCGACAUUUACGGCCUGGAGAACUAAGUGACGAGUUGAAGGAGGCUCUCAGUAUGCCACCUGGCGCACCUCCUCCUUGGCUCAUCAACCAACAACGCUUUGGUCCACCACCAUCGUAUCCAGCUCUCAAAAUCCCAGGCCUCAAUGCUCCACCGCCUCCUGGUGCGAUGUGGGGUUAUCAUCCGGGAGGCUAUGGCAAACCUCCUGUCGAUGAGCACAAUCGACCCCUCUACGGCGGUGAUAUAUUCGGCGUUCUUCAGUCGCAACAGAAUGCUCAGCAAGGGGAGCCUAUGGAGAAGGAUCUCUGGGGCGAACUUCAGACUCUGGAAGAUGAGUCGGAAGAAGAAAGCGAAGACGAAGAUGAGGAUGAGGAUGUUGAAGUUGAGCCAGAAGAGGAUAUUGCGCGAGGUGUACAGACACCGAGUGGUCUCGAAACUCCGAGCGGAUUUACUUCCAGUGUACCAUCAGAGUUCCCGGGCCCUGGAGGUGCGGCCACUGAAUUUGAUGUGCGCAAGGAUUAUCGGGGAACCGAAACCGAAGAAACUCCUACGGCAAGAACAGCUCACCAGAUAAUUCCGGAGAAGAGAGGGCGGGUAGAGGGAUUUUUUGGUGGCGACAGGCUUUAUGAUAUCAGUGCUUCUUCCAGCAACCUUCCUGUAUUGGGGGCGGAGGAGCAGACACGAAAACGCAAGAAACUCGGGGAUGUAGACGUGGCCGUUGAUCUAGAUGAGUUACAGGCUCAUGAUGGAAUCAAAAAGGAAAGCUUACAGGGUCUAUAUGAUUCUCAGCGACAUCAAGAACAUCGUCAGAAAUGGGGGUUUCAAGAAGACCUGAGUGAUAUGAUUGCGCAUGAGAGCCGCAAAAGGCUCCGACCAGAAGAGGAAAGAGGAGCAAAAUAAUAGUAAUGGUUUAAUGAUGGUCAACUCCUCAUCCUGCUAGAAAUACAAAUGCGUGUUUGCGGUUCUCUUCUUCCUGUCAUUCUAGAGACCUCGUAGUUUCUACCGUAAAAUAUGUGUCUGUCUUGUCAUUGUCAU